This is a messenger RNA of Abrus precatorius (Indian licorice), 1205 nucleotides long. Its product is annotated as glyoxylate/hydroxypyruvate reductase HPR3-like. The transcript has 2 exons. The record is from RefSeq and is a predicted model, not a curated record. Gene Ontology annotation, molecular function: NAD binding; hydroxypyruvate reductase [NAD(P)H] activity; glyoxylate reductase (NADPH) activity. NCBI's taxonomy places the organism in Eukaryota, Viridiplantae, Streptophyta, Magnoliopsida, Fabales, Fabaceae. The coding region runs from base 27 to 1055 and encodes 342 amino acids. Gene Ontology annotation, cellular component: cytosol.
CAUCUAGCAAGUCAAAGCAAAUCCCUAUGCCAAAGAUCACAAGACUCAACAUUUCAAUGGCUGAACGACAAAACAAAAAUGUUGAAGAUCUCCCAAAAGUGCUUGUUCUUGGACUUCACAAAUGCUACGCAUCGAUUAUACCACACUAUUCUCACAAGUUCCAUUUCCUAGACCCCAAACUCUCUGGGCUCUCACUGCAUCACUUCAUCGUUGCUCACAAUCACCAACCUUCAUCCAUUCCCGCCAUUCUCUGCAGCACCACCUACUCCAUCUCCGCCGAUGUCCUCCGCCUCCUUCCGUCGCUCCGCCUCGUCGUCACAACCAGCUCCGGGACCGAUCAUAUAGAUCUCAACGAGUGCCGCCGCCGGGGAAUCCAAGUAGCCGCCGCCGGUGGGGUGUUCUCCGAGGAUGUCGCCGACAUGGCCGUGGCUUUGCUUAUUGACGUGGUGAGGAAAAUAUCGGCGGGAGAUCGAUAUUUAAGGACACAGAAUCACUCCACAUGUUUGGAUUUUCCCCUCGUUGAUUCUAAGUUAUCAUGCAAGCGAGUUGGGAUUGUUGGAUUGGGAAGUAUUGGCAUGGAAGUGGCUAAGCGGCUUGAGGGUUUUGGUUGCAUUAUCUCAUACCACUCUAAGCAUCAAAAAGCUGUUUCGUACCCUUUCUUUUCUAAUGUUACUGAGCUUGCAACUACUUGCAACGCACUUGUGGUUUGUUGUGCAUUGAAUGAGGAAACAAAACACAUAAUUAACAAGGAUGUCAUUUUGGCAUUAGGAAAAGAAGGGUUUAUUGUGAAUGUAGGAAGAGGGGCUCUCAUUGAUGAAAAACAAUUGGUCAAGUGUUUGAUGGAAGGCCAAAUUGGAGGUGCUGGUUUGGAUGUGUUCGAGAACGAGCCUCGUGUUCCUGAAGAGCUACUUGAAAUGAAUAAUGUGGUUUUAUCUGCUCAUCAUGCUGCUGCAACUGCAGAAUCCAAAAUCCUUUUGAUUGAACUUGUGAUUGGGAAUUUAGAAGCCUUCUUUUCAAAUAAGCCCCUAAUCUCACCAGUGAUUUUGGUUGAAUAACUUUUCUCUUGACAGCCUAGUAGCAUGUGAUACAAUCCUAUCUCACACCUGUCAUGAUUCUUCAAUUAAGUUGCAAAUGAAAUUAUAUUCUCAACACAUUUUCUUGAGUAUACUUUUCAAGGUAUUCUUUAUCUUUGAUCUAAUUUUUUU